This is a messenger RNA of Geodia barretti, 1356 nucleotides long. The record is from the annotation of a GenBank genome assembly. NCBI's taxonomy places the organism in Eukaryota, Metazoa, Porifera, Demospongiae, Tetractinellida, Geodiidae.
AUGCGCGAGUGCAUAUCCAUCCAUGUUGGACAAGCCGGCGUGCAAAUCGGCAAUGCAUGCUGGGAACUGUACUGUCUGGAGCACGGCAUCCAGCCUGACGGACAGAUGCCUUCCGACAAGACCAUCGGCGGGGGCGACGACUCCUUCAACACUUUUUUCAGCGAAACUGGAGCUGGGAAACACGUACCCCGUGCCGUGUUUGUCGACCUGGAGCCUACCGUUGUGGAUGAAGUGCGCACUGGCACAUACCGUCAGCUGUUCCACCCAGAGCAGCUCAUCACCAGCAAGGAAGAUGCUGCCAACAACUACGCUCGUGGUCACUACACCAUCGGAAAGGAAAUCGUUGAUCUUGUGCUUGACAGGAUCCGCAAGCUCGCCGACCAGUGCACUGGUCUCCAGGGAUUCCUCAUCUUCCACUCCUUCGGUGGCGGCACUGGCUCAGGGUUUGCCUCUCUUCUCAUGGAGCGGCUCUCGGUCGACUACGGGAAGAAAUCCAAGCUGGAGUUUGCCAUCUACCCAGCUCCCCAGAUAUCCACCGCCGUCGUUGAGCCUUACAACGCCAUCCUGACCACCCACACCACUCUGGAGCACUCCGACUGUGCCUUCAUGGUGGACAACGAGGCCAUCUACGACAUCUGCCGCAGGAACCUCGACAUCGAGCGACCCACCUACACCAACCUCAACCGUCUCAUCGGCCAGAUCGUCUCCUCCAUUACUGCUUCUCUUCGCUUCGAUGGAGCCCUGAAUGUGGAUCUGACAGAGUUCCAGACCAACCUGGUGCCUUACCCUCGCAUUCACUUCCCCCUCGUCACAUACGCCCCUGUCAUUUCGGCCGAAAAAGCCUACCACGAGCAGCUCAGUGUGGCUGAAAUCACCAAUGCCUGCUUCGAGCCAGCCAACCAGAUGGUGAAGUGCGACCCUCGCCACGGCAAGUACAUGGCAUGCUGCAUGCUGUACCGUGGAGACGUGGUCCCCAAGGACGUCAACUCAGCCAUCGCAACCAUCAAGACAAAGCGCACCAUCCAGUUUGUGGACUGGUGUCCCACUGGCUUCAAGGUCGGCAUCAACUACCAGCCUCCCACCGUCGUUCCUGGAGGUGACCUGGCCAAGGUGCAGCGCGCAGUGUGCAUGUUGUCCAACACUACUGCCAUCGCCGAGGCCUGGGCUCGUCUCGACCACAAGUUCGACUUGAUGUACGCCAAACGUGCCUUCGUCCACUGGUACGUGGGAGAGGGUAUGGAGGAGGGAGAGUUCUCCGAGGCUCGCGAGGAUCUGGCUGCCCUCGAGAAAGACUACGAGGAAGUCGGUGUCGACUCAGUCGAGGCUGAGGGCGAAGAAGAGGGGGAAGAGUACUAA